UUCAUCUUUUGCAACUUGAAUUUCGAGAUAGAGAGAGAGAGAGAGAGAGAUCAAAAUCUACAAAACGACUUAAAAACUUUUUUAAUUUUCAUUUAAUGUUUCUGAAAAAACCGUAAAAUCGAAAAAUCAGGGCUUUGAUUAUCUUCUUUCUGCGUUAUUGUGCCGUUCAUCUCUCUCUCUCUCUCUUUCUCUUGUGGGAGAAAUGAAGAAAACGCUUCUUGCUCUGUUCUUACUGCUGCUUCUGGUUAAUCUCUUCGCGUUUUCAUCUUCUCGGAAACUCAAACCUCUCCACGAUGCAACUGUUCUCCUGGAGCUGAAGACAAGCUUCUCCGAUCCGCACGGUGUUCUGUCUAGCUGGGAUCCAGACAUCUCCUCAAACCACUGUUCUUGGCUCGGCGUCUCUUGCAACUCCGAUCUAAGAGUCGUCUCCUUAAUCCUCGACGGGACCAGACUCGGCGGCGAGAUCUCACCCGCGGUGGGAAGCCUCUCCGAGAUUAGGGUUUUAUCUCUCGCUUUCAACAACCUUGGAGGCCAAGUUCCAAACGAGAUCUGGGGUUUGAAGAAGUUAAAGAGCCUUGACCUCCAAGGCAACGACGACCUUAGGGUUCCAAGAUUCUCACCCAAUGCCGUUAGAAAACUCACGAGCCUCGAAGAAGGAGAAGAUCAAGAAGAGAGUCCAACAACGUCUUCAGACAAAACCGGUCUGUACCCUAUCGAGAUCGCUUCAAUCGUGUCGGCUUCCGUCAUAGUCUUCGUCCUCCUCGUCCUCGUCGUCUUGUUCAUCUACACUCGAAAAAGGAAACGUAACUCGCAAGUACAAGUCAUCGAACCGAAAGAGAUCAAAGUCUUCGUGGACACUGGCGUCCCUCUGACCUACGAGAGCGUCGUGAGAGCCACGGGGUACUUCAGCAACUCCAACUGCAUCGGACACGGAGGCUUCGGCUCCACGUACAGAGCCGAAGUCUCCCCGAACAGCGUCUUCGCCGUUAAAAGACUCUCCGUCGGUCGUUUCCAAGGGGACCAGCAGUUCCACGCGGAGAUCUCGGCUCUCGAGAUGGUCAGGCACCCGAACCUCGUCAUGCUGGUGGGCUACCACGCGAGCGAGACCGAGAUGUUUCUCAUCUACAACUACUUGUCCGGAGGGAACCUCGAGGACUUUAUAAAAGAACGGUCCAAGCCCGCUCUCGACUGGAAGAUCCUCCACAAGAUCGCGCUCGACGUGGCGCGUGCCCUCGCCUAUCUCCACGAGCAGUGCUCGCCUAAGGUCCUCCACAGAGACAUCAAGCCGAGUAACAUAUUACUUGACGAGGGGUACAACGCUUCUCUGUCUGAUUUCGGGUUGUCUAAGCUCUUGGGGGCGUCGCAGUCUCACGUGACUACGGGAGUGGCUGGGACGUUCGGGUAUGUCGCUCCGGAGUACGCGAUGACGUGUCGCGUCUCGGAGAAGGCGGAUGUUUAUAGCUAUGGGAUUGUUAUCUUGGAGCUGAUAUCGGAUAAGCGGGCGCUGGAUCCUUCUUUCUCGUCGCACGAGAAUGGUUUCAACAUUGUGUCGUGGGCGCAUAUGAUGCUGAGUCAGGGGAAGGCUAAGGAGGUUUUCACCAAGGGGCUGUGGGAGAAUGGUCCACAGGAUGAUUUGGUUGAGGUUCUGCAUUUGGCGCUCAAGUGCACGGUGGAUAGUCUUUCGAUAAGGCCGACGAUGAAACAAGCUGUUAAACAGCUGAAACGAAUCCACCCUUCUAGGUUGUGAUACAGAUGAUGAAGAAAGAAAGAAGUGUUGUCUUUAGAGGGAUUUGUACAGCAGCAGCAGCACCAAGUGUGUGUUUGGCUAUUUAGAAGCUUUGUAGCUUUUUGUUUUAUUUUCAAAGUCUUGUUUGCUUAUUUUCUAGAGUAAGAGGUUUUUCAUCUGUGUACUACUCUACUUGCAUCAUCAAAUUACAUUCUCUUAAAACUGAAAACUGAUAGUCAUGUGUGUUUUUA
Raphanus sativus (radish) is the source of this 1977-nucleotide messenger RNA. Its product is annotated as probable LRR receptor-like serine/threonine-protein kinase RPK1. The record is from RefSeq and is a predicted model, not a curated record. Gene Ontology annotation, molecular function: protein binding; ATP binding; protein kinase activity. Bases 203 to 1747 code for a protein of 514 amino acids. NCBI's taxonomy places the organism in Eukaryota, Viridiplantae, Streptophyta, Magnoliopsida, Brassicales, Brassicaceae. Gene Ontology annotation, biological process: protein phosphorylation. The transcript has a single exon.